This is a messenger RNA of Sebastes umbrosus (honeycomb rockfish), 1801 nucleotides long. RefSeq names its product gap junction protein beta 9b (gene gjb9b). The record is from RefSeq and is a predicted model, not a curated record. Lineage: Eukaryota; Metazoa; Chordata; Actinopteri; Perciformes; Sebastidae. Bases 237 to 1058 code for a protein of 273 amino acids. Gene Ontology annotation, biological process: cell communication. The transcript is spliced from 3 exons. Gene Ontology annotation, cellular component: connexin complex.
GACUCUUCCAGCAAGUCCACACCUCAAAGCCAACCCUCUCAAAAUAACUCCAGGUGAGACUGAGUCAGUCAGCAUCGACACAAGGUCAGCUAGGACACACUCACUCACCAGACAGUCUGUUACACUGCUUCUCUGGGUCUAAGGUUCAGAUCAUCAAGAACCACCUGGUCUCCUGAGGAGCUCCCUCAUCUCCCUCAGCCUCUUCCGUCCCCUCCUCCACCUCUAAGGCAGCAGCCAUGAACUGGUCUGCGUUGGAGUCCCUGAUCAGCGGGGUCAACAAGUACUCCACCGUGUUCGGACGCGUCUGGCUCUCCAUGGUCUUCGUCUUCCGGGUGAUGGUGUUCGUGGUCGCGGCCCAGCGAGUGUGGGGCGACGAGAGCAAGGACUUCGUCUGCAACACAGCCCAGCCGGGCUGCAACAACGUGUGCUACGACUACAUCUUCCCCAUCUCCCACAUCCGCCUGUGGGCCCUGCAGCUCAUCUUCGUCACCUGCCCGUCGCUCAUGGUGGUCGGGCACGUCAAGUAUCGCGAGCAGAAGGACAUGAAGUACACCACCUCGCACAAGGGCAGCCAUCUGUACGCCAACCCUGGGAAGAAACGCGGGGGGCUGUGGUGGACAUACCUGGCGAGUCUGGUUUUCAAGGCAGGCUUCGACACCGGCUUCCUCUACAUCCUGUACCACGUCUACGACGGCUACGACAUGCCCCGCCUGUCCAAGUGCUCCCUGGCGCCGUGCCCCAACACAGUGGACUGCUACAUAUCGCGUCCCACCGAGAAGAAGAUCUUCACCAUCUUCAUGGUGGUCUCCUCUGCUUUCUGCAUCCUAAUGUGCAUCUGCGAGAUGAUUUACCUCAUCUGCAAACGCAUCCAGAAACUCAUGAAGAGGAAGACCGAUGCAGAGAGGAGGAUGUUCGCCGACAAUCACGAGAUGACGCCGCUGGCAGCGCCCAGGUCAGAGUUCAGGUCCAAAAGCUCAAUCAGAGUGGACCCUACAUUAAUCUCUACCCAAAAUCUCAGUAACUUCAAGGAGGAGGAGAAGCCGUCUGAGAAAAAAUGAUGCACGAUAUGGCGGCGACCAUGUUGAACAGCAAAGUACUGAAGUGGCCGCUGCAAGCAGAUGCAUUCAUCAGACUCUAUGGAGAACUGCUGCUCGACACUAAAGAGAUAUCCAUCAAUUCAGGGAUUUCUGAGGCAGCGAUUUUUAAAUAUUAUCGUGUCUGCAGGAACGCACACUUUAUGCAUGCAAAUUAACCCCUCAAAAGGAGGAUUACAGAGGAAGCUAAAGGGUUUAGAAUAUUUUGUGUGUGUGUGUGAGAUGAGUGUGUUCAUGUCUGUAUUUGUGUUUUUUGUGUAUGUAUUGUUGGCCACAGUUACAGUAUGUUUAAGCUGUUAUAUGAGGUACUUUUGUACUCUUGUGUGUGUAUAAAAGUAUAAAAUGUUGUAAGACCCCUGAGCGAACCAUUUCCCUGAAGACACGCACACACACUGCCCCCUAAUGAAUAAAACAAGAUAAACGCACUUCCUUUAGGGGUGACGCAGUAAUCGGCAGAGAUCGCUUGAGGCGUUUUUGUUCUCAGAUAUGCAAUAUGAAGAAAAUACUCUUUAUUGUUCAAGAGUUAGUUGAACUCCUCUUGACAUUUUGUGUUCUCAUGCUAUUAAAUCAGCUUAGUGAAGGUAUGAUACAUGUAUGAACACAUGAAAAAUGAUACAAAAGAUGUUUUUAUACCCACAAAUUUGGUUAUUUUUUAGAAAAAUAAUGAAGACUCCAGAUAAUCUAUUUUUUUUGUAUUUAUUGUUGUG